This is a messenger RNA of Heterotrigona itama, 2217 nucleotides long. The record is from the annotation of a GenBank genome assembly. NCBI's taxonomy places the organism in Eukaryota, Metazoa, Arthropoda, Insecta, Hymenoptera, Apidae.
CUCGUUUCGAUCGAGAUUUAUACUGCGAAUCUUUUCUUCAGCAUUUUUAUUUCACACUCAUUUAUUUCAUUUAUAAAUUAUUCCACUCAUAUAUAACCAGUAAUUACAAUAUUGUAAUUAAAUUAUUGUAGUAAAAAAUAGACAGUGUAGUGAUAUAAUAAAUAUAAACAUUGUAAAACUAUUUUAAUAUCAACGCGCGAACUGACGAUCGUAACAAUUUUAUAAAAGAAACAUCGUUGUAGAACAUUUUCAGAUUUCUAAUAAUCCAGAUAAUUCAGAUGUUUCAGUAAAAGAAUAAGGUGAAUUAUUGUUGCAGAUACGCGUAUAAUGCGGCAAAACCAAAAAGCGUAACGAUAGAAAGUGCAAGCGAAAUUGCAAAACGGACAACGGUUAAUUGUCAACAUGGCGGAUAGUGAUUUUCUCAUUACAAUUUCAGGUCCCGCUCUGUCAUUAUUGUUUUAUGAAAAUGUUCGCAGCACCGGGGACCAGAUAUUGAAGCUGUUGUAACUUGUCCACUACCAAAUUCUUUACACAAUUCCAUUGGCAAAAUUAAUAAGGAAAAGUUAAAGGAUUUUUUACGUGAUACCAGCAAACAAGUGAUAGGUUGGUUUCGUUUCAGGAGAAACGUAGGAUUGGUACCUACGUUCAGGGAUAAAUUAUUGCAUAAACAGUUUGCGUCGCACUUUUGCAAUGAAAAUGGUUCCAAAGAAGAAUUUUUUGUUACCUGUUUAUUAAGUUCCUCAACAAGCAGUGAAAAAGGAACUUAUAAGUUUAAACAUGUUUUUUUAAAACAAAACAGAGAAAUAUUUGAACCAGUUCCUUUAAGAAUAAGUAACUUAGGAAGUAAUUCAUUUGCGCAGGAAGGUUUAGAUUAUAAACCUACUCCUACCAAAAAAUCCUCUGAUGCACCAGAUGUAUUUACUAGUUUUAUAGAAUCUUUGAAUUUAGAUCUAACAAAGACAUCUGCAGUUGAGUCAGCUAUUGCUAUACAAAAAGCAGCUGAGGAGCAUCUGAGUCAAUUAAUACCAGACUUGUGUAAAUCUGAUCUUGAAGUAGCAGAGCUUGAAAGACAAAUUAAAGAAUUUAUGCUUAACAAAAAGAAAAAGGCCAAUGAUAAUUUAAAAAAAAAAAUUCAAAUAACUCAAUCCUGUGAAAUUGAAAAAGAUGAAUUUGCUGAUGGAAGACAAAAAUCAGGAAAAAUAUCUCUAUCUAGAAGUGAAUCUUCAGAUGAUAUUUAUCAAGAAUUUCGGACAAAUAAGGACCAUUCUAUUGCACUUAGUCAAACAAUGGCUGCUCAUAAACCGAAGAAUUCAGCAACAUACAUUGAUAAGCACAUUGAUCAAAAUAAAUCCAGAAGAUCGAGUACAAAUAUAGUGAAUAGUCCGAGUCAGGAACCGUCUAUAAAUUCAAUUUCGGAAAUGAAAGUCAAUAUUACAGAAAAUGUGUUGAGUAAGAACAGACGUUUCUCUAAUAUGGAUUCGGAAAUUGUGAAAGAAUCGAUUUGUAAAGGUGAAACGAACGUAUGUGGUGUUGGAAGAGGUAGAGGCAAAUCGACGCACGACAAUUCACUGAAAAAAGCUAGAAGGACCUCAGGCCUAGAGUCAUCUGAGGCAAAUAGUGUACAAAAUGCUUCCUUUCAAACGUCUUAUAAUCAAGUCACAAAGAAAAAAGUAGACCCAGUACGUAAAUCGGAUGCAACAGAUAACCAUUGAAUAAAAGCACUUCCCGUAUUUUUAGUUUACUUCGAAAAUUCUAUAAUGAUAUACUUAAAGUUGUAGAACAUUUUCUACAGAAACGGAAAACAAAUUAAUCAAGAUUUUAAUUGACGCUACGAGCACUGAUGCUACACGCGUAUAUAAUGUAAAUAUUUAUAUAUUUUAAAAUGGACCAUAUUUGUACUAUGUGCAAGACUGGUCUAUUUCUAGGAAAUUUUAAUCUUACAAAGGUAUAAAGAAAAGACGGUAUGCGUCAUGUUCAUAGUAUUGAAUCUGUGCAUUAUAAGCGGAGAGGCAUCAUAGACUGAAAUACCGAAUAGUUUUUAACAUGCGUUUUUUCUGGAUGUUCUAUAUUUAAAAAGUAUUAUUCGCAUUACCGCUUUUUUAUACUAUUUUAAUAAUAUAUCCAAUAUCCUCUCAAACACUGCUCUAUGCUCUUGAAUUAACUAUGAAAUUCAGAAAGAAGUAUACAAUAUGUCUUUUUCUUUCUUUCUUUCUUUUU